Messenger RNA from Phragmites australis (common reed), 2080 nucleotides. Its product is annotated as transcription factor bHLH106-like. Gene Ontology annotation, biological process: regulation of DNA-templated transcription. The record is from RefSeq and is a predicted model, not a curated record. NCBI's taxonomy places the organism in Eukaryota, Viridiplantae, Streptophyta, Magnoliopsida, Poales, Poaceae. Bases 267 to 1058 code for a protein of 263 amino acids. The transcript is spliced from 2 exons. Gene Ontology annotation, molecular function: protein dimerization activity; DNA-binding transcription factor activity.
CCUCGGCUCUCACUCGUCACCCAUCCCAUCCCAUCCCAUCUCUUCUCUCUCUCCCCAUCCAUUAAUCAGCUUGCUUCUCUCUCUAGCUCCCUGUCUCUUCCAGACCAAGUCCUAGGAAUAGCACAGCACAACGACUCACACCACCACCCCCACCGCUACCGCUGCGCCGUAGCUACCAAGCUCAGUGCGCCUCGCGCGUGUACCACUUGACACACUUGACGAGGCGUGCAGGGUUCGCAAGGAGCAGCGCGCAGGCAGGAGCACGCAUGUUUCCGGCAGAGGUCUCGGCGCUCGGGGGCGCCGGCGCGGCGCGGCAGGGCGAGGGCGGUGCCGUCCUGCCGAUGCUGCCGCCCUUCUUCAUGGGCUCCAUCUGGCCCGCAGGCGCCGGUGCUGCCGGCACCUGCCCCGAGGAGGACGAGACCGCGGCGGCAGCUGCGGCGGCCGCCGCGCAUGACCGCGCGCUGGCCGCGUCGCGCAACCACCGCGAGGCCGAGAAGCGCCGGCGCGAGCGCAUCAAGUCGCACCUCGACCGCCUCCGCAACGUCCUCGCCUGCGAUCCCAAGAUAGACAAGGCGUCGCUGCUGGCGAAGGCGGUGGAGAGGGUGCGUGACCUGAAGCAGCGGGUGGCCAGCGUCGGCGAGGCGGCGCCGGCGCACCUGUUCCCGACGGAGCACGACGAGAUCGUGGUGCUCGCCUCGGGCGGCGCCGUGUUCGAGGCCUCCGUGUGCUGCGACGACCGCUCCGACCUUCUCCCGGAGCUCAUCGAGACGCUGCGCGCGCUCCGCCUUCGCACGCUCCGCGCCGAGAUGGCCACACUUGGCGGCCGCGUCCGCAACGUGCUCAUCCUGGCGCGCGACGCCGCGGGUGACGACGUCGGUGGCGGUGUCACGGGAGAUGACGGGUACGGCCGUGCUGACUCGGCCGGUUCCUCCGACGGCAACGGCGGUGACUCCCUGAAGGAAGCCCUGAGGGCUCUGGUGGAGCGGCCGGGGGCCGCAGGCGGCGACCGGCCGAAGAGGCGACGUGUCUCGGGCAUGAAUAUGCAAGCGACAGCCUAGCAAGCCGGCGGCCGGCUGAUCAUCGGCCGUAGCCCAAACAGCUAAUUGCAUGUUCAUGUCAUGGUACUAGCUCCAGCGAUCUCCAUGUUAACUAGUUUUGUGUGCUCAUGAGUUGCUAGCUCUCUACAUGCAUGGCUCUUCUUGAGAUUCCAUUAGGAAAAAUUAUAGUAUAAUGCUACUAUUAGGGUUUGCUUCAGCUUGAAUCAAUGUUGUUCCAAAGCCAUUGCAAACCCACCCUUAAAAUAACCAGAGUCAGGCAGCCCAAUGCGAAGUUGCAGGCUUGUUACCCUACCAAUUAAGCACAAUAUAUAUCAAUAUCUGAAGCUGAAUAGGAUGAUCUCAAGAUUUUUCCAUUCUCAAGCAAGUUCAAGCAACAUCUGCAUAUGUCCAUUUUUGCAUUCUCAGGUCAUGCAGCUCAGGUCCUGUUCAUCAUUCAAGAUGUUUGUACCAAAUGCAUGCAAGAUCCAGCUAGCUUCAUGCAUGUCUUGUACUACUACUCUUGUGAAUAGCUUGUGAGUGAUUGGAACUUGGAACGAAUGAUCUGGUCUUGUCUGAAUGGGGAUGAUGGGAGGAGCUAGGAACAGCCAAUGAUUUCUUGUGGGUGCAGUGCACAGUGUGGCAUGCAGUGAGCUCUCAUGACACAUGAGUGCAUGCAUGCAUGAAUGGAGCUGAUCUUGCUAGGAUGUAGAGGAGUAGUAUAUGCUGCUGCCACUGUCUGUCUGGGGAAAGGGGGGAAGAUGAUGAGCUUUUGUUUCUUGCUGGUUCCCUUUUGUAAUCUUGCGUAGCUCCUCUUUGCUUUUGGAGAUGGAGGAGGAGAUCUCCAUGUCAGGGCUAGCUACUGUGCUGAGCUAUGGCCUUGCCUCUCUCUGUGGCAAAAGCCAGGAUGGCACUUGGUGCGGACAAAAGGAGGUUGUGUGUAUGUGACUUCACCUUGGAACAAGAGGGCACUGCUGUGAUGUGCUUUCUGCCCACACCAGCUGGUUGCUGUUGCUUGCAAUGGCAAUUCAAUUUGCUCUUUCACA